Closterium sp. Naga37s-1 is the source of this 4362-nucleotide messenger RNA. NCBI's taxonomy places the organism in Eukaryota, Viridiplantae, Streptophyta, Zygnematophyceae, Desmidiales, Closteriaceae. The record is from the annotation of a GenBank genome assembly.
AUGGCGGUGUCGUUCGAGGGCGACGACGUGCGGCAGGGCGUGCCGGAGAACCUCGAGAACCUCGUCGCGCCGCACAUCGACUCCUUCGACUAUUUCGUCGAGCGCGGGUUACCAGAAGCUGUUCGCCUGAUUCGACCCGUGGAAUGUCGCCAGGCGGGCACCACCUACCGGGGCGACUUCCGCAUCGACCUCUGCGUCUCCUACUUUGACGAGGACGAUGACGUGGCGCUUGCUGACGUGGCGAAGGGUCCCAUGCAGCGCCAGCAGCUGAGCCUGGGCAGGGUGCCAAUCAUGGUCAAGUCCGGUUCAUGUCAUCUGCGCCACCUCACGCAGGAGCAGCUCGUGCGGCGCAAGGAGGAGAGCAUCGAGCUCGGCGGCUACUUCAUCUGCAACGGCAUCGAGCGUCUCAUCCGCCUGCUCAUUGCUCCCCGCCGCAACUAUGUGAUGAAUCUGCGGCGCCCCACGCUGCUAAAGAAGGGGCUCAACUUCAGUGACAUGGCCACCACCAUCCGGUGUGUGCGCACGGACCAAUCAGCAGUGACCAACCGGGUCGUCUACGUCAACGACGGCAACGCAUGCUUCAACUUCUCCCUGAGGAAGCAAGAGUAUUUCAUCCCCGUGGGGAUCAUUCUCAAGUGCCUAGUGGACGUCUCAGAUGCAGAGCUGUACGAGCAUCUGACGGCCAUCCUCACAGCACAGCAGGCUGCAGCCGACCCUCCGGAGACCGACACGCAGCUCGCACCAACCGAAGGAGGAGCAGCAGAGGCAGCCACAAAACCACCGGCGGCGGCAGCGGCGGCGGGGUUGGGAACGCAGUUUGUGAGGGAGAGGGCGCUGGUGGUGUUGAGUCACCCGCGCUCUCUGGGCCUCUUCACUCGCAUGGAGUGUCUGGCUUUCCUUGGAAAGACCUUCCGACCUGCUGUCAACGUUCCCAGCUACAAGCCAGACGCAUAUGUGGGGCAGCAGAUCAUAGCGGACCUGGUGCUAGUGCAUCUCGACAAACCCAUGGACAAGCUGCGCCUGCUCGUCUUCAUGCUGCACAAGCUAUGGUCGAUGGUGGACGGGCUAUCACAGGAGGACUCAAUGGACACGCUCAUGCAUCACGAGCUCUACCUGCCAGGCCACAUCCUCAACAUCUUCAUCAAGGAGAAGCUGCAGGUACACCUGCACAAGAUCCAAGCGCACGCCGCCCAGGAGCUCGUCGACAACCCCACCACCACGGACCUCCGCGCCUCCAACUGGCUGCGCCGCCUCGUCGAGGGCGGCCGGCCCGGGGCGGCAGGGGCGGCAGGGGUGGCGCCGGCGGGUGGGCUUUCGAUGACGUUUAUAGGGAAGGACAUCGAGUACAUGCUGAACACGGGGAAUCUGGCGAGCCCGUCUGGGCUGGACAUGCAACAGAGGUCGGGGUUCACUGUGGUGGCGGAUAAGCUCAACUGGCACCGCUACCUCUCGCAUUUCCGCUCCGUGCAUCGAGGAGCGUUCUUCUCCACUCUUCGGACGACUACUGUGCGCAAGCUGCUGCCCGAGGCUGGGCUGGCGAUGACGUUUAUAGGGAAGGACAUCGAGUACAUGCUGAACACGGGGAACCUGGCGAGCCCGUCGGGGCUGGACAUGCAACAGAGGUCGGGGUUCACGGUGGUGGCGGAUAAGCUCAACUGGCACCGCUACCUGUCUCACUUUAGAUCCGUGCAUCGAGGGGCGUUCUUCUCCACUCUUCGGACCACCACUGUGCGCAAGCUGCUGCCAGAGUCGUGGGGGUUCGUGUGUCCCGUGCACACACCAGACGGCGCCCCCUGUGGCCUGCUCACCCACCUCUCAGCCCCAUGUACAGUCACCGCCAACCUCAACCCCCCUUCCCUCUUUUCCACCCACCCCGUCUCAUCUCACGGCAGGUCGUGGGGGUUCGUGUGUCCCGUGCACACACCCGAUGGGGCCCCCUGCGGUCUCCUCACUCACCUGUCAGCCCCAUGCACUGUCACCACCGACCUCACUCCCCCUCCCCUCGCCUCCCCCUCCCCCUCCGCCCCCUCCUCCUCCUUAGCCCUCCUCCCCUCCACCCCUGGCUCUGCUCUCGUCCCCCACACCCCCUCCACACCUGCCGGAACUCCCGGAGCAGCCUCCCUAGCCUCGGGGCUGGGUUCGGGGGUAGGCUCGGUGAAGUCCCGCGACGCGAUUGGCCGAGCGGUGCUGCGGUGUCUGGCGCCGUUUGGGCUGGCGGCGGUGGGGGCGGGGGUGCCGCCCCCUGCCCCGCCUCCAGUGUUUCUGACGGUGAUGGUCGAUGGGUGUCUACUGGGGCACAUUCACUCAGAAAUGGCACCGGCCGCGGUGAAGCAUCUGAGUUCAGUGGGGCUAGUGGCAGUGUCUCUGACGGUGAUGGUGGAUGGGUGUGUGAUGGGGCACAUUCAUUCCGAGAUGGCACCGGCUGGGAUCCCUCGGGACCUAGAGGUCGCCUUCAUCCCCUUCUCCCAGCAAGGAACCUUCCCGGGCAUUUUCCUCUUCUCUGCGCCGGCUCGCUUCGUUCGGCCUGUGCGGCAGCUGCCCUCCCUCAACCCCAGGGCCGCCGCUGCACCCACCUUCGAGCUCAUUGGCAGCCUCGAGCAGGUCUUUCUCGACGUGCUCUGCCCCGAUGGUUCGUCGGCCCCUUCCGCCCCGUCCGGCCAAGCCUCGGCGACAGGUUCGGCGACGCACGAGGAGGUUCGGCCGACGGAUAUCCUGAGUGUGAUGGCGAGCCUGACCCCUUGGUCCGAUUACAACCAGAGCCCCCGCAACAUGUACCAGUGCCAGAUGGGGAAGCAAACGAUGGGCAUGCCGCUGCACUCCUUCCCCUUCCGCAACGACAACAAGCUGUACCGCCUGCAGACGCCCCAGACACCCAUCGCACGCACGGCAGCGUAUGACGACUAUGCCAUGGACCACUACCCCACUGGGGCCAAUGCUGUCGUGGCCGUGCUUGCCUAUACUGGGUACGACAUGGAGGAUGCGAUGAUCAUCAACAAGUCGUCCAUGGAGAGGGGCUUUGGCCACGGUUACAUCUACAAGAACGAAGUGAUCGAGGCGACCCAGGGCUCAGCGGCACGUGUGGCCAAGUUCACGCCGUCCGGGCUGCCCGUGCAGAUGCUGGGGCGGGCGGCCAGUCACCGACGCGGACACAAGUGGACCAUCGACACAGAUGGGCUGCCCCGCCCUGGGGAGCACAUCACGAGUGGUGACGUGUACGCAUGCAAGGUGAACACGGUGACGGGCAAGGCGGACGAGAUCAAGCUCAAGGGGUCAGAAGACGCGGUGGUGGACGGGGUCACGCUCAUCGGCACCGGCGCUAAGACAGCGCUCACUAAGGCAUCCGUGCGCAUGCGCUUUGGCCGCUUGCCACAGAUAGGGGACAAGUUCAGCAGCCGCCACGGGCAGAAGGGAGUGCUGUCACAGCUGUGGCCCGAUGUGGACAUGCCCUUCGCCUCCUCCUCCGGCAUGCGUCCAGACAUCAUCAUCAACCCCCACGCCUUCCCCUCCCGCAUGACCAUUGGCAUGCUCGUUGAGUCCGUGGCUGCAAAGGGUGGAGCCUUGCACGGAAACUUCGUGGAUGCUUCCCCGUUCCGCCCUGCCAUGCCCAACCCUCCGCCGCUCACCAUGAGCCUCAAGUCUCGCCAGCCCGCCCAGCGACGUGGCGCUUCCCGAUUGGCUCGCUCCUCCGCUGCUACCCCUGGUCCCUCCACCCCUGUGCACCGCUCUAAACUGCACAAGAAAUCUGGUGCCCCCCCCACCCCGGCUACUCCUGUCACUCCUGCUGCUGCUGGUGCUGAGAAAGGGCCUGGAAGCUUCACACCCUUGGAUCUCCCAACCCCUGCUUCAUCUGCCAAGCCUAGCCUGGCUGCCAAGCCUGCUGCAGGUCCGGCGGCAGCAGGUAGGGCGGGAGAAUCAAAUCAGCCGCAGAAUCGCGAGGAUCUGGUGGACACAUUCGGGCGGCAACUGGUGGAAAAGGGAUUCAGUUACUAUGGCACAGAGACUAUGUACAGCGGAGUGUAUGGGUGCGAAAUGGAGUGUGAGAUUUACCUGGGAGUGGUGUACUAUCAGCGGCUACGACACAUGGUAUCAGAUAAAUUCCAGGUGCGGUCUACCGGGCCUGUGAACCCGCUCACGCAGCAACCGGUGAAGGGGAGGAAGAAGGGUGGUGGAGUGCGGUUCGGAGAGAUGGAGCGCGAUGCAAUGCUGUCGCACGGCGCGGCGUUUCUCUUACACGACCGGCUACACUCGUGCUCAGACUACCACACCACUGACGGCGUGGUGCGAGUGGCCAUGCCCUAUGUGUUCAAGUAUCUCGCUGCUGAGCUGGCUGCAAUGAACAUCAAGCUCACACUGGGUGUGUGA